Messenger RNA from Perca fluviatilis (European perch), 4386 nucleotides. RefSeq names its product nuclear respiratory factor 1 (gene nrf1). Gene Ontology annotation, cellular component: nucleus. NCBI's taxonomy places the organism in Eukaryota, Metazoa, Chordata, Actinopteri, Perciformes, Percidae. The record is from RefSeq and is a predicted model, not a curated record. Gene Ontology annotation, biological process: regulation of transcription by RNA polymerase II. The transcript has 12 exons. Bases 192 to 1724 code for a protein of 510 amino acids. Gene Ontology annotation, molecular function: DNA-binding transcription factor activity, RNA polymerase II-specific; RNA polymerase II cis-regulatory region sequence-specific DNA binding.
UGAAGGCAUCACUAGUGCAGAUCAGUGUUGUGUGCGGUCUUCUCGCUGUGUUUGCUGCGUUUGCUGCUGGCUCCCCUCUGUCGUCCAUUAGAGCUCGGUUCCAUCCCCACUGUACGGCGCAGGCCCGAAGUAGCGCAGCCGCUCUGAGUCAUUGUAACGUGGAUCCAGCUGUGUAGACCAGGCGGCCGAUAAUGGACGAGCACGUCGUUCACCAGACAGAACACAUGACCACCAUCGAGGCCAGCGCCGUCAGCCAACAGGUCCAGCAGGUACAUGUGGCCACCUUUACCGAAGCGUCCAUGAUGAGCGCUGAGGAAGACUCAACGUCCUCACCAGAUGAUGAUCCUUAUGAUGAUACGGACAUCCUCAACUCAGCUGGCACUGAUGAGAUCACAGCUCACCUGGCUGCCGCAGGGCCAGUAGGCAUGGCAGCUGCUGCUGCCGUGGCAACUGGUAAGAAAAGAAAGAGGCCUCAUAUCUUUGAAUCCAACCCCUCCAUCCGCAAGAGGCAGCAGACGCGUCUGCUCAGGAAACUGCGAGCCACCCUGGAUGAGUACACCACUAGAGUGGGCCAACAGGCCAUAGUGCUGUGUAUCUCUCCUUCAAAACCCAACCCUGUGUUCAAGGUGUUUGGUGCUGCUCCUCUGGAGAAUGUGGUUAGGAAGUAUAAGGGCAUGAUAUUGGAGGAUCUGGAGAACGCUCUGGCUGAACAUGCCCCCGCUGGUGGAGAGCUAGCCUCAGAGCUGCCCCCACUCACCAUCGAUGGCAUCCCUGUCUCUGUGGACAAGAUGACCCAGGCCCAGCUGCGAGCGUUCAUCCCAGAGAUGCUGAAGUACUCAACGGGCCGAGGGAAGCCUGGCUGGGGUAAGGAGAGCUGUAAGCCAGUGUGGUGGCCUGAGGAUAUCCCUUGGGCCAAUGUACGCAGCGACGUCCGCACAGAGGAGCAGAAACAGAGGGUGUCUUGGACGCAGGCAUUGCGGACUAUCGUUAAGAACUGCUACAAGCAGCAUGGCCGUGAGGAUCUGUUGUAUGCUUUUGAAGACCAGAUAACCACGACAACCACCACCCAGCACCACCUAACCACUGCGCAGAGUAUCACUCAUCUCGUGCCAUCGCAAACUGUGGUACAGACCGUCAACAACCCUGACGGAACAGUCUCGCUCAUCCAGGUUGGCACAGGACACACAGUUGCCACCCUGGCAGAUGCCUCAGAGCUGCCAGGUGUGACGGUGGCACAGGUCAACUACGCCACAGUAACUGACGGAGAGAUUGUCCCUUUCGAGGUGGAGCAGAACUGGGCCACCCUCCAGGGCGGCGAGAUGACAAUCCAAACCACUCAGGCCUCAGAGGCCACGCAGGCUGUAGCAUCCCUGGCAGAAGCCGCUGUUGCCGCAAGUCACGAAAUGCAGCCCGGAGCCACCGUCACAAUGGCUCUUAACAGUGAGGCAGCAGCCCAUGCUGUAGCGACGUUGGCGGAGGCUACUCUACAAGGCGGAGGGCAGAUUGUCCUGGCAGAGACAGCAGCUGCUGUUGGGGCACUGGCAGGGGUUCAAGAUGCCACAGGUCUGGUCCAGAUCCCAGUCAGCAUGUACCAGACUGUAGUGACCAGCCUCGCCCAUGGCAAUCGGCCCGUCCAGGUUGCCAUGGCACCUGUUGCCACACGCAUAGAUAACACUGUCACGCUUGACGGCCAAGCGGUGGAGGUUGUGACCCUGGAACAGUGACAAUUAAGACCCUGGAAGCAGUAGGAGGCACUGCCACCUUGGAGAUUUGAUUAUCCUACUGGCUUCCAAGACGUCACGCUGUGUACAAUGUCAAAUAUAUUUUUAAAUGUACAGCUGGAGGGGUAGCAAAAGUGAGUUAUCAAUGUGUUUACUAUGUAAAGAUAUUGCUUUUGUCGGUAUGAUUUUUCUCCAAUUUAGCUCGUGGUUUUUUUUUGUUAGCUCUGUGAUGUUGAGUAUUUAGUAUUUAUUUCUUUACAAUUAAUCUUUACAUAAAACAAAGAUGAACCAAAAAGCCAAAGUGUGUAACUAUCACUGUUCUGGAUUUUUAUUAUCGUCUAUGUGCUUGACUGUUUUGUUUUUAGGAUGCAUUUACAAUUCAGUGCCAUAGUCAGAGAUCACUCCUCCUCUGUUAUCCAUAUCCUUGAUCACUAUUCUAAAUGUCACUCUUUCCACCUCAACUUCCCUAAAGCUCUAGAACAGCAUCUGAGCUCCCAGACAUUUCUCACAUUAGAUGAGGAAAUAUUAUGUUUUGUCCUUUUCCCUGUGCUGUUUUACUGUAGUCCACGCACAAGCCAAGAUUUGUGAAGACUCAGGAUAUACAUCAAGAUGUUUUUUACUGCUGAGCUCCCUUCCUGAAGCAGCUAUUUUGUCUACCAAAUCCAUUUAUUUACAGUGCAUGGAUAGGAGCAUCCCUUGGUAUGUUAUUUUUUUUUUUAACAUUAACUUGUAUCAUGUCAUAUUUGGACAGGAGCUGCAGUAUUUGUGAUGCAAAUAUCAAAAAGGCAUCUCUUUAAAUCUUGGAACAACCUAAAUUUGCUUGCCAAGAAUCGACUUAGUUUCAUGCAGCUUAACAGUUGGUUCAACUUUCACCACAAUUUAAAAAAUAAAGUCCAAUAAAAUGGCUGCUGUUCACCAUUCAUUCAGUUUCUCUUAUGAUUACUAGUGCACUGUUCAUCCAACAGCAUAACUAUCAAUGCAAACAUAAAAUGCUAACGCUACGGUAGUCAGUUUUUCAUAUUAAUAUUGAAUCAAAUGACUACAUUAGAUAAGGGUAGUACUGCAGCUCAUUAAAGCCUUUUAGCAUCUUUUAACUGUAUAGUGAAGUCUCACAUCUCUUUUCAACCCCUGUAGGCAGCUGUAUUCAGCAACUACGCUAUUAAACCCAAUGCACAAAACUCAAACACCAAAUGGUGACAACAUUGGACAAUACAGUUGAGUAUCUAGCAAGGUUGAACCAGAUAGCCUAUUUUUUGUGAAAUUGUGAAUAUUGGGCUUCAUUUGCCAGGAAGCCCAAAAGCACAAAUCAGUGCUUAUUUUUGCUCCAUGUCUGCUGAGCUAUUGUUUGCUAACACAUUAUAUGUAGUAUCAUAAACUUAAUUUAUUGGGUGAUAUAUUGUUGGCGGUGUGUCUUAUCAAUUUGUUUAGGUUGCAUUUUGUUUAGCAACUUAAGAUACAUGAUUUGGGAGCUGACUUGGACUGGUCUGUCUUGACUUGAAACUGUAUUGAAAACAAUGACCUUGUCCCACCUCUUCCAUUAUAGCACAAGAGACAUACACACACAGGAAGCAUUAGACAUAUCGGUACUCACAACUAUACAACUGGAUCUUAGAUUUUUGAGGAACGCCACAUUUCUCUGCAUUUUGUCCCAUAAUAAAAUAAUUGUCACAAAAUCUGAUAACUUCCAAACUCUCCUAUACAGCACCCCCACCUUCCCUGCCGUGACAGACAGGGCCAUGAUUACAUCAUAAGCUGCCUGAACCUCCUCUGCUUUAAAGCCUGGGAUUUGCUAGCCGGGCCCUUCUGUUGCAGAGUAGAACAGAGAGAGAAGCGUUCAGGCCUUAAUCUAUCAGGCGUCAGUGUAUAUCCCGCUCUACUUCCAGAUUAAAGCGGAACCAGCUUGCAUUCACACAGAUGAAAAGAUCCCAUUUUCUUUCUUGUUUUACGUUGUCAUUUUUAGAUUGGACCCAUUGUGUGAGCUGGAAAACACUCAAGGGUAUGCUAUGGGUCUUUGUAGGGGAGAGAAAACUUUAUAUAAUGUUGAGUCAUUGUAGGUGUGUGGCACGCAUGCGCGUCAAACUGUCACUGCAGAUUAAAAAAGCCUUAUUAGCGUGCUUUCUUGGAAAAAUGCCUACACCUCAUGCUACCUAAGCCUCUCCCUCCUCCAUCUCUGUCUCUCUCUUUCUCUGCACCUUCCGCUCAGCUACACUUACACAAAGUGCAUUGAAACCUUUCAACUGUAUCAUUAAAGCUGAACAUAACUGAGUUAUGAAAUAGCACAGCUUCAAAUAGGACAGAACUUGUCUCGCAGUGAUGAUGUCAACUCUUGUCUUAAGAUGGGGCCUUCAGCUGUUUAAAUCCUAGGUAUUGAUGUAUUUGAAGACAUUUUUGUUUUAAUAUAACCAUUUAAAAUGACACUAUUUUUUAGUGACAAAUAAACCUUUUUUUUUUGUUUCAAUCCAAAAUAUGAACUAAAAUAUUUGUAACCAGAAUGGACUAAAUUUUUGUUAUUGCAAAAUGAUGAACUAAAUGAGAAAAUGUGUGUUGUAUUUUAAGGAUGGAAGGAUUAUGGUUGACAAUGAUCCAACACUUGAAAAAUGCUCUCUAUGGCCAACAUCGAGUAAUAGUGUCUUUGACUAAAUAAAGUUGCUAUUUUUCACAAAUC